UGCCACACACCUCCAAGUUCAUGAAGAUGGCCAGACAUCUCGCAGUCAGCGUUUUCAUCUGUCUGUUGUCUCUUGGUGUCUCGUACCCACUGAUUAAAGGGAAACCAGAUGAUAAAGGAUCCAACCGGCUCCAUAUAAAUGAGACAAAUACUAAUGCAACAGACCCGGCCGAUCGCUGCGCGGAGGAAGGAUUUGGAGCGAUGACGUUAGAUGAUCAGGGAGUGAUGCAUUACUUCAGAGACUCCUUCGUGUGGACCGGAUUCCGAGGCAAAGCUCAGUACAUUAACGAGACGUGGCCGGGGCUGACGGGGCCGGUGGACGCGGCGUUCCGGAUUCACAACAAGGAGCAACCCCAGCUCCACCAGAGGACCUACGUCUUCAAGGGAAGCCGCGUGUGGAGUUUUUUUGAGGGCCGCCCGGUAUCCGGAUACCCGCGACCCAUCAGCCAGGAGUUCCCAGGUGUUCCCGACAAUCUGGAUGCUGCAGUGGAGUGUCACUCUGGGGAGUGCAAGACAGACAGCGUCAUUUUCUUUAAAGGUGGCAAGGUCUACAUUUACAGCCCCCAUGAAGUGCCCCCCGUGAAGGAGCGGCGUUGGUCGGCGCUGGGUAACUGCACAGCCGCCGUCCGCUGGCUGGAGAGAUAUUACUGCUUCAAAGGCACCAACUUUACUCGGUUUGACCCGGUGAGCGGAGAGGUGCUGUCACCGAGACUCCUGGACACGAGAGAUUACUUCGUGAGCUGUCCCGGAAGAGGUCAUGGAGAAGCCGCCAUGAGAAACGCCACCUUCGCGUCAAUCAAGAACCGCUGCAGCGGCCGACCGUUCGAGGCGUUCUCCUCUGAUGAUAAAGGACGGACCUAUGCAUUUCGAGGCGGCUGGUAUUUCCGUGUGGACAGCAGUAAAGAUGGAUGGCACGCGUGGCCCCUGAAUCACACCUGGAGGACCCUGCAGGGCCCAGUGGACACUGUCUUUAACUGGGAGAAUAAGAUGUACUUCAUUCAGGGAUCUCAGGUGAUUAUUUAUUUAACGGACCAGAUCUACGUCCCGGUUCUGGGGUAUCCCAAAUCUCUGCAGGAAGAGCUGGGGUUAACAGAGGUGGACGCUGCCUUCACCUGCCCCCUCUCCAGUGAACUAUAUGUUAUCAAAGGUAACAAGCUGCAGAUGGUGGAUCUCAAGAAGACCCCACGAGUUCCUGGAGAGGAGAAGGUCAUCGCUCACACUCAGGUGGACAGCGCUAUGUGUAACACUCACGGGAUCUACCUCUUCCAGGGGCCAGUCUAUUACCACUACCUUAACGUGGGGCAGCUGCUGACCGCGUCUCAGUGGCCCAAACCAGGAAACAUCUCUGUUAAUUUCUUUGAUUGUUAGAUUGUCUACGUUGGGCCGACGUGGAGAUAUCUGCUAAGAUGUUGGCAGCCCUCUCUGCCCUCCCCCAGCCGUGUUACUUGCUGUCAUUCUCACCGAGUCACGUGGCGCGCAGCUUGCCGUGUUUGUAUUGUACUGGGAACAUGUAGCAAUAAAUGAGUGAUAACAGGC
This is a messenger RNA of Spea bombifrons (plains spadefoot toad), 1535 nucleotides long. RefSeq names its product hemopexin (gene HPX). The record is from RefSeq and is a predicted model, not a curated record. The coding region runs from base 21 to 1367 and encodes 448 amino acids. The transcript has 10 exons. Lineage: Eukaryota; Metazoa; Chordata; Amphibia; Anura; Pelobatidae.